AUGGAGUUUCUGGCAAGUCUGCCUCCAACCCUGUUGCCGCUGUUAUCUGUGUGGCAGAAAACACUCCCAGUGUUGUACGUUACAGGCCCCCCUAGACUACCAAUAUGGGGAAGCUACAUCGAGCUGCUGCUGGAGAACUACAAGUUCCCAUACAAAGUGAUGGACGCCUUCAAGCGCCGCUACAAUUCCAAACUGGUGGGCCUCUACUUUGGACCGCUACCUGUGGUGGUCAUCAACGACUACGAGGCUGCCAAGGAGGCCUUCAACAAACCCAGUCUGCAGGGCCGCAUAUCCAACAUCGCCAUCAAGCAGAGGAUGCCGCAUGAGGACCUCGAUAAGCACUGCAUAAACUUCAGAGUGGGCCCAGAGCUGAUGGAGCAGCGUCGCUUCACGCUGAGGUACCUGCGGGACUUUGGCUUCGGACGUCGUUCCGACCACCUGGAGUCCGAGAUCGAGGCUGAGAUGGCAGAGUUGGUGGAGCUCAUCCGGGGAGAAAGGCAGGAUGAGCCAUCAUCAGGAGGAGACAGCAGCCGGCGCGUGCUGCUACCGGAUGCCCUUUUCCCUGGCUUCAUCAAUGGCUUUAUGCCGGUGGUGGCGGGCAGCCGGCUGCCGCGGACAGCAGACGGGGUGUGCCGCUACCUGGGGCACGCAGGCCUGCAGACGGCCGGGGCUGGAGACGCCACAGGCGGUUUCCUCACGCUGCACUCCGCACUGGCCUCCAUCGCGCCCAAGAUGUCCGGCUACCACGACACGGUCGAGUCCGCCGAGAAGAUCCUGACCUACUUCCAUCAGGUGUUUUUGUCCACAGCUGACCAGCUGGGGGUCAUUCUGUUCGACACCUUCUUGCCAGCUUCCAUGGUGCAGUCAACAGUGCUCUCCUGGGCCCUGCUGUACGUGGCCCGACACCCAGAGGCACAAAGGCGAGCACAACUAGAGCUGGACUCAGUCGUGGGAAACUCCAGGCUUCCAAACCUUAACGACCGUCUCCACUUACCGUACACAGAGGCCAUCCUGCGAGAGACGAUGAGGAUGCAGACGCUGCUGCCAAUCGGGAUCCCCCAUGCAGCUACAGAGAACACAACCCUACAGGGGUACUCCAUACCAAAGGGAACUGUGGUGAUAGCCAACUUAUGGAGCAUGCACAUGGACAAGAGUGUGUGGGGAGACCCUGAGAACUUCAGACCAGAGAGAUUCCUCAACAGCGACGGCACUCUGUGCACCAAGGACCUCACGCUACCCUUUAGCACUGGCAAGCGGGUAUGCCCUGGAGAGACGUUCGCCCGGCAGAACAUGUUCCUCAUGCUGGCGACGCUUCUGCAGAACUUCUCAGUUCGGGCAGACGGCCUGCCGCCUCUCCACUGCAACAUCCCGGGGGCCAUCGAGACGCCGCCUGCCUUCUGGGCCCAGUUUGAGCCCCGAUGCGAGGGCCGCUGGAACCAGCGAGGGUUGCUGGAACCAGCAAGGGCCGCUGGAACUGGCGAGGGCUGCUGGUAUGGCUGGAACCGGCUGGCGCGGCUGGAAACCAGCUGGCAUGCCUGGAACUGGCUGGGCUGCUGGCACUACCAGAGCUCGAAACUGGACUUGGGACAGGCUGCUGCACCUGCUACAAGUCCUAACACUUCAAUGAUUGUGGUCAACAAUCCUUGA
Molecule: messenger RNA, 1647 nt
Organism: Schistocerca serialis cubense
Lineage: Eukaryota; Metazoa; Arthropoda; Insecta; Orthoptera; Acrididae
Product: probable cytochrome P450 304a1
Exons: 8
Coding region: 1-1647 (548 amino acids)
Molecular function (GO): oxidoreductase activity, acting on paired donors, with incorporation or reduction of molecular oxygen; iron ion binding; heme binding
Source: RefSeq, a predicted model, not a curated record